Cylicocyclus nassatus is the source of this 806-nucleotide messenger RNA. The record is from the annotation of a GenBank genome assembly. NCBI's taxonomy places the organism in Eukaryota, Metazoa, Nematoda, Chromadorea, Rhabditida, Strongylidae.
AUGCCGAAGAAUAAGGGAAAAGGAGGUAAAAAUAGAAGAAGAGGAAAGAACGAGAAUGAUUUUAUGAAACGAGAAUUGGACACAAAAGACGUUGGACAAGAGUAUGGGCAGGUUUCGAAGAUGUUAGGGAACGGAAGAGUGCUGGCAUUUUGUUUCGAUGGAAAACAAAGGGUGUGUCACAUUCGCGGAAAAUUGCGAAAGAAGGUUUGGAUCAAUACCGGAGAUAUCAUCCUUGUUGGGCUCAGGGAUUACCAAGAUGACAAAGGUGACGUUAUCCUGAAGUACACACCAGAUGAAGCUAGACGAUUGAAGGAAAAGAAUGAGUUGCCUGAACACGCCAAAAUCAAUGAGAAUGACGAACAAGAGGAAGGAGAGAUUGAAUUCCGAGACCUUGGUGCUGAGUCUGGAGAUGAAGAAGGCGUGGAGGAAGGCAACAAUUUGCCCUCCAGCGGAAGUGAUGAAGACGAAGAAGAGGAAAGUGAAGAAGAUGAGGAAUCAAGUGAAAGUGAGUGAUGAGGGAGCUGACAAUUUCAUAAAUGAAGAGGAUCUGGCACGUGGGCGAGGUUUGAAAGCUUCCGGACGUGGUGGAAGAAACAAGUAUAAUAAAAGGAGAUAAAUACGAGAUUGCCCAUCGUCGUUCCUACAGCUGUGUUCUUUCGGUGUUGUCGAUUUAUCCGUUCGGCGUGUCGUCCUUUGUAAACCUUAUUUGACCUUUCUCUAUUUCAUCCUAAUUUGGUCGUUUGAUACUGAACCUCUUGGGGAGUUCAUUUACCUGUGUAUUUUGACAGCAAAGACUAACUGUCUGC